This is a messenger RNA of Fusarium verticillioides 7600, 1089 nucleotides long. RefSeq names its product U6 snRNA-associated Sm-like protein LSm2. Gene Ontology annotation, biological process: mRNA splicing, via spliceosome. The coding region runs from base 155 to 451 and encodes 98 amino acids. The transcript has 4 exons. NCBI's taxonomy places the organism in Eukaryota, Fungi, Ascomycota, Sordariomycetes, Hypocreales, Nectriaceae. The record is from RefSeq and is a predicted model, not a curated record. Gene Ontology annotation, cellular component: U4/U6 x U5 tri-snRNP complex; P-body; precatalytic spliceosome. Gene Ontology annotation, molecular function: RNA binding.
CACCACCAAACAAACAUCUAAGCGCCUUCCUCGAUACAGAAACUCGCUCGAGAAACAAACCCGAUUGAAACGACAAGAAGAACACUCGUGAACCCCCAAAAUAUCGUCGAUUUAUCCUGCGUGAAGCCUCAAGCGCGAAAAAGCUACCGACACCAUGCUCUUUUUCAGCUUUUUCAAGACACUCAUCGACCAUGAGGUCACUGUAGAGCUCAAGAACGACAUUCAACUAAAGGGAAUUCUCAAGAGCGUGGAUCAGUACCUCAAUAUCAAGCUCGAUGACAUCCAGGUUGUUGAGGAGCUCAAAUACCCUCAUCUUAGCUCUGUCAAGAACGUCUUUAUCCGAGGCUCAGUUGUGAGAUACGUUCAUCUUCCCGGCGCGUCAGUUGACACACAGCUGCUGGAGGAUGCUACACGGAGGGAAGCAGCAGCUCAACAAGCUAAGGCGAAAUGAGCUGUUCAAGGCGAUGGAUGAGAGGCAAGAUAAACUUUUUCGGAGUUGACUCUUACUAUUAUGGUAAACGGAAAGAAUGAUAAUUACGUCGAGACCGGGAUGAUCACCAGAGAGAAUCCAUGAGGCGCUUGCUUCUGAUGCGGAUAACUGAAUGCUCCUUUCCCUUCUAAACAUUAUACAGAACAGAGAGUCAUGAAACGAUCGAAGACGUUGAUAGGUCAACAUGGUAUCUAAAAAUUAAAGGUCAUCAGAUGGAACUCCCGCUCAAGAGAAUAAUGCACAAAUCGCUUCACAUCAUAGUCGAUCACCAGAAUGCUCCGCCGGCUUUACCAGCUUUGCCAUCCCAGAGUUCCUGCUCUGACACCCUAUCAUCGUCUUGACCUUCAAUGAGUGGCAUCACCAAUCCAGCCCGUCUUCUUUCUGAAAGCCAGCGGUCUAUCCAACCCUUCAUGCGCUUUCUUGACUGCUCACUCCCUACAUUGACUGUUGGAAUGACUUUCUCUAUUCUCAAGCUCAUAACAAACAUGGCGAGCUCUCGGAAGCUACUGUGUUCUGAGUAAGGAACCCCAAAGCACAUGGCUUCCUUGGUACUGCCUCUCUGUGGAAUAAAAUCUUUAUAUCCAAAUCGUGUUCGCCAG